AUGGUAUUUAGGAUAUUGGACUGUUUUAAAUUCAAUAAUUUGUCCUCAGGACCCUGUUCAUGCGUCAAACACCAACUUUGUGGCAAGGAGUGUGUACCAAGUCGUGUGCUCAAAGACUUAUUGGAUUUCUUGGCCGGAAUUCGCUCUGCAUCUCAAAUCACACUACAAAACUUGAAACCUAGAAUCUCAUCUCAGUCCAAGGAGAAAUUUCUUUGGGUUAAAGAUAUCAGGUAUCUUGAUUCACGGAUUGCAUUGCUAAUUCAAAAUACCUCUGGGUUGAUGUAUAGUCUUUUAACUUCAUAG
Melampsora larici-populina 98AG31 is the source of this 303-nucleotide messenger RNA. RefSeq lists its product as uncharacterized. The transcript has 4 exons. Bases 1 to 303 code for a protein of 100 amino acids. NCBI's taxonomy places the organism in Eukaryota, Fungi, Basidiomycota, Pucciniomycetes, Pucciniales, Melampsoraceae. The record is from RefSeq and is a predicted model, not a curated record.